Biomphalaria glabrata is the source of this 2998-nucleotide messenger RNA. RefSeq names its product elongation factor Tu, mitochondrial-like. The transcript has a single exon. Gene Ontology annotation, cellular component: mitochondrion. Gene Ontology annotation, molecular function: GTP binding; translation elongation factor activity; GTPase activity. The coding region runs from base 44 to 1570 and encodes 508 amino acids. NCBI's taxonomy places the organism in Eukaryota, Metazoa, Mollusca, Gastropoda, Planorbidae. Gene Ontology annotation, biological process: mitochondrial translational elongation. The record is from RefSeq and is a predicted model, not a curated record.
UCUUCAAUUUUGAAGUAACGUUACGUUAACAAGGUCAACAACGAUGGCUGCGGUUUUAGUGAAAAAUUUUAGAUACAUAUACACAAGUUCAUCAUUAAAACGUUUGAUUCAUCAACCUCGUUUUCAAAACCUAAUAAUUUCUGGCAGUAUUUUAGUUUACAAGAAGCCAAUAAUACACUUUAAGCAUUCUAAAAAUUAUGUCUCAGCUGCUAGAUCUAAGUUGAAUACCAGUACCGCUAACAAUAACAAUGCUAAAGACGGCAAUGAAAACGAUCUUAGAAAAAAACCACAUUGCAACAUUGGAACAAUAGGGCAUGUUGAUCAUGGCAAAACAACCCUAUCGGCAGCUAUCACAAAAGUUUUAUCAGAAUCAAACAGUGCCAACAACAAAUUUGUAUCUUAUGAGUCUAUCGAUAGAGCCCCAGAGGAAAUUCAGCGUGGGAUAACUAUAAAUUCUGCACACAUUGAAUAUGUUACACAGAACAGACAUUAUGCUCACACGGAUUGCCCAGGUCAUAUUGACUAUGUUAAAAACAUGAUAACUGGUACCUCACAAAUGGAUGGAGCAAUUCUUGUUGUUGCAGCUACAGAUGGAGCCAUGCCACAGACAAGAGAACAUCUACUGCUUGCUAAACAAAUUGGACUUCAACAUAUAGUAGUGUUCAUAAACAAAGCAGAUGCAGUUGACAGUGAAAUGGUUGAACUAGUUGAAUUAGAAAUGAGAGAUUUACUCACAGAGUUUGGCUUUGAUGGUCAGUCAUGUCCAGUAAUUUAUGGAUCGGCUUUACAGGCACUUAAAGGAGAAAAUCCAUCACUGGGUAAAAAUAAAAUUGUUGAGCUUCUUGAUGUGAUUGAUAAAUUUAUUCCAACGCCUCAGAGAAAUAUAAAUGAACCUUUCUAUAUGCCAAUUGAGAAGUUAUUAUCAGUUCCAGGUAGAGGUACUGUUGCCAUAGGGACCAUUAAAAGAGGAAUUAUUAAAAAAGGUGAUGCUGCUGAGAUAAUUGGAUAUGGAAAUGAAAUCAAGACAGUUAUUACAGAUUUGCACGUCUUUGGUAAAUCUGUCAAGGAAUGCAUUGCUGGUGAAAACAUUGGAGCUUUGUUACGUAAUGUGAAGGAUGAAACUCUUCUACGAGGUAUGAUUCUUGGUGCGCCAAAAACAUUAAUCCAGAGGAAUGCAGUGAAAGCCCACCUGUAUUUGCUGAAAAAACAGGAAGGUGGCCGUGAGCGCCCUAUAACGAACAAUUACAUUCAGAUGAUGUACAGUAAUACGUGGAACAUUUCAUCUUGCGUACGUCUACCAGAAAAUGUGACUAUGUUGAUGCCUGGAGAAGCUUCUCAAGCUGAAAUACUAAUGAGGUUGCCCAUGGUUGUAGCCCCUGGUCAAAGAUUCACCAUACGUGAAAAUAAUUUGACUACUAUUACGGGAAUGAUCACAGACAUUUUGCCAGAUUCAGAGAUAAAAUUAAAAGGCUUCAAUGUUGAGAAACAAGUCAGACAUAGAAUUCAGGGCAAUGCCCAAGUCACCAGAAGUUCCAGAUUAAAAAGGCAAAGAUUAAAUAAAACAGAUUAACCUAAAGAGACUCAUUUUUAGAAGCUUUGUUGUUAAAGGUCAUUUAUUAUUAUAUAUAUUUUGUAAUAAUUAUAAAUUAGUCUUCGUUAAUGUUAUUUCAGUUUAUGGCAAAUCCAUGAUACUUGGAUGAAAUUGUUGUCUACUUUUUUACUUAACAAAAAGUAUUACCAAUGUUUAUUCUGGUAAACUAACCUUAGGAUAAUUAUAUUUGUCUAAAUAAUUUUAUUUGAAAGCUUUAUUGCUGCUCUAGUUACUGAGUACAGUAUGUGAUAAAUAACUUCAAUUAAUUAAAUACAAAAUGAGAUUUUUUUUUCAAUCUUAAUAGACUGUUAGAAUUCCUGGAGGUGUAAAUUUCAAAUCUGUGGCAUUUUAGGUCUCGAGGGACAAUCUUUUGCCUUUGCAACUUCUUGUGUGACUAAAGAGGCCAAUCCUUGUUAAACAGCUUCCAUCACAGGUUGGGCAUAUCAUAUGUAAUCACCAGACGGCGUUGCAUUUUCACCCUUCUUUCUACAUAUCUACAAUCCGGGACCCUUCCUUAAUGUUCAUUCUCCAUACAAUGGAUCUAUCCAGUGCCACUUUUUCCCAGCUUCUAGUGUCGAUUUUGAAGAGCUUCAAAUAUCCUUACAGGAAAUGAAUAGAAAAAAAUGAUUUAUAAAUUAUUAUUAUUUUUUUUUUAAAUUUGCUAUUGAAAUUAUUGUACCUUGUAUUGUAUUAAUAAUUUAUUUAGCUUUUUAGUUAGAAUAAAUAAAUAAAUGCAUAUUAUUUUUUAGUAUGUAUACAUCCAAAUCAUUAUAAGGUACCACUACUUCUGUACACUGUAUAUUAUCAGUACCGGUACAUAAAUAAUGACCUUCUACAACAUAGCGGAAUUUAUGUGUAUAUAAAGGGUAUAUAUUUAAAAAAAACAAAGAAGAAAUUUUUAUUAACACUAGUACAAGUCUCAAGAACUGCUACUGGUACUAACUGAUGACAUCUAAAAAAAAAUAUUCAACCAUAUUUAGAAAGUUGUGCAAUUAUAAUUUUCUUUUGAAAUUCUUUCAUCAUUAACCGGUACCACCAAUUUUGUGGUCUUGAUGGCCAAGCAGUAAUACACUUGGGUGGCUAUUGCAUUUGAAGGUCUGGCUUCUUCAACCAGACCCACAGGAUUUCUUGAAUCUUUGGAGGAGAUAUACAAAGUCAAAGGUCAUUGUGGUGCUAACAUAUUCAUUAACAGAGAUGUUUGAGUUGUUUUUCCACUAGAGAAGCCAUAUUGGAACUAGACAUAAGAAGUGACUUGAUUACUACUAUUUUUUUUUUUAUUGAAGGUGAUAUUUUUUUUAUUUUAAGAUAAUUUCUGGUCAUUGAAUACACUUGAAGUAAAAAAACUUGAUCUUAUUGUAACAAUAAUUUUUUUUAGUUUGGUAAUACAGAUAUGUUUAAAAAAAAUUA